AUGGCUGCCGCCGUGGGGUUCGCGCGCCUCGAGGAGGAGCGGCUCCCGAGCGAAGGGGGAGCUGCUGCCUGGAGGCCUAGGAAAGAAUGUUUACUGAAGAAUAUUCCAAACAUUGCUGAUAAUGAGGCUCAAGAAGGUGAAUUCCCUGAUAUCCCUCACUAUGAAAAAGAUGCUAGCGGAUCUCCUGUUGAAUCUGCUCACUUCUGCCCCGAUCUGGAAGACUCGGAUGGUGAAGCAUCGAGUAUGCCUGAGGCUGCAGCGUUUCCUGAGCUUCAGACUGCCUCUGAGUAUGAGGUGGAGGACUGGGAUAAAGAAUUGGAGGACUCUGAAUUUACUCCUUAUGAUGCUGGCGAUCUCCACUGUGGAAGCUUUCAGGAAAAUAAUCUUUUGGCCUCAUAUUCAUGGCGAGAGGAUUCCUUUUACAACCCAGGGUGUCACCAUGCAGCUUGCGUUGCUUUUACAUCGCCAAUUAGAAUGACUGAGACUGGCCAGUUUGAUGAUGCUGAAGAAUGAGGUUGCCCCUGGUCAGAACUAAGUUUGGCUUCUGAGUUGGACUGUGUUCUUCUCUGAUUAAGUCAUGUUAAGCCCUUUGGCUUGCUUGCAGAAUUCUGUAUAAGGUCAGAAGUGCUGCACCAUCUCUGAAGGUUUUUCUUAGACUGUUCCUGAAGUGUGUAUAAGCUGACUGUGCUUGACCUCUAGGAACCAGAGUGCAGGUGCUAGCUGUAAGGAGUCAUUCAUUUCUGGAGUUAUAUAGCUCUAUGUUGUUGCUAAUGAACUGCUUAGGAGGAAGUAUUUAAUUUCUAACCGUCAGCCUGAUUGCCAAGUUUAGCCAGUUUUAACAGGCUGAUCCCAGUGUGUCAAGCCUGCGUAACUUGUAGUGUUCUUUUCUUUGCAUUUGAUGCUAUCAAAUUGGUUCAGAUAGCUUUAAAAACUCUUCCUCCUUUCAACUUCUGUGUUGUAAUUCUAUGUUGCAGUUUCUCACUCCGUAUCGAAUUCUGGUGUUUGACAAAAUUAGCCAUGACAGAUACAGAAUGAAUUGUUUUGUUUCUAAUUUUUAAUGCCUUUCAGUAUGAAUGGAUUAUAAGCAUUUGAGAUACAUUUUGCUUUUACACAUGUGGACAUCAGUGAGGACUGGACAGUUGGGCCUGCUGCACCUGAUAAGAAUGAUGGGUGUUUAAGAGUCUGCCUUCCAGCAGAGCUUUCUGCACGUCAGACUUUCUUGUAUUUGGGCAUAUUGUCCUCUAGUCUCACCAUUGUCUCUAUAGCAUCCUCAUGUGAUGUCAGACCUGUAUGGAGGAAGAAAAUAUCUGUGCUUAAAUAGUGUCUUGCAGUAUGUGAUCUCAGCACGUCCUGCAGACAGUAGUGAAUUUAGGUUCAUGACACUACUGAUAUUUUUGUGGUGGUGGUGGUGGUGUUUGUGUUUUGAUAAGUGAGGAAAUGGCCACGCAAAAUAUCUGCAGAACGCCUCUUAAGAGAACAGCUGGAACUAUAACAAUAUCCUCCUUGCCCUUGCUUUGGAGUUAAAGGAAAUGUUCUCAAGUGAAGUAUAUAAGUGGAUUGAGUGGCUGAUCACUUAAGUAAUAGUUCAUGUUUCAGUGUUUCAUAUUUCAUUACUCACUUUUCUCUCAGAACUUUUUAAAGAUGUCUUUUUUUUGACACUGAUUGAUACUGAGGCACAGUACCCAUAUUCGUUCUCAGGCAAGGAGUUAACAUUCAGCAUUGGAAGAUUCUUUUUGUUUGUUGUAAUCAUCCAGUGUAUGAGACUGAAAUAAUUUGAAGUAUUAGUUUGGAAGGAAGAAGUGAAUGACACAGUAAUGUUUCCUUAAUCUUUUCAUUGAGCAGAGGAGGACAAGAGUGUGGAAGAGUCUUUUCUGGUACAUUGCAGUUUCUAGUUAAAUACUAGUACCUAGCAAACAAGCCUAGUAAAGGCUGGAAGCUUAGAGAUGAGGUUGCAGCAAAGACAGCCUGUUCUUUUAUCCCUGUGUGAUACAGUGCUCUAGGGAGUAAUAUUUCUAGCAAAAGUUACUUCAGCAUGCUUCCAGAACAUAUACAUGCAGCAUAUACAGCAGAAAGCACAGUCUAACAGUUUGUUCUUACCUUGCAGAGCAAGAAAGCACUAUUUGUGCUCUCUAAGGCAUUGGAGGUGGGUUUUGUUCUGUGUCUGACUGCUGUGUUUCAGAGACAGAGUACUGCUCUUCAUGAUGAGCAGAACUCUGCAUUAGUUAGAAGCUGCAUUUGCCUCUGUGGAAUAGAAGUAAGAAUUGACUAUGCCAGAUUUUUCAGGCUUGGAUAUAUAGCAGCUUCUUUCUCCAACCUAGAAAACAGAAAUGAAACUCAGCAUAAAUAUAACUGACCAUCAGCUCGCUGAAGUUGCUGCUCUGCAUUUAUAAAUGCAAUAUAAAUAAAUAUAAAUUGAGUACAGAUUGGUUUUGAAGUAACGGUGUGUACCACUAGAUAAUAAAAGUUCCUCUGAAAAAGCGUAGUUUAUUUUGUAAGACUAUUUGUUAAUUUCAAGGAUGGCAAUGCUCAAUGCUGCCCUGCAGAGGGCAGCAAAAAAUUGUCUAGUCUGCAAGCAUGCUUUCACUUGGCAAUAAACUUCACCAGUAAGUGUCAGAUCCCUGGGCUGGAUUUCUAACAUUACAAUAACUAUUUAGAUCUGGGUUCUGCACAGCCCUGUUGUUCCCCAGUGAGCUUGAUUCAUGGCCCUGAUUAGUUUCUCUUUUUUUAUUUCACCCUCAAAUUGUACUUGCUGGACUGAAAAAUUUCUCCCAUGGCUGAGAAAAGAACAUCAGUUGACUUUGGGCUUCAUGUGUGUGUAUAUAUAUUUUUUUUACUAUGCUUGUGGGAGACAUCCCAUAGGAUUUAAUAAAGAUGAAAGUAACAGAAUUCUGUAGAAGCAAAGCUGCCUUCUUGAGAAUUAUGAUUUAAAAGGAUAACCAAAACAUCCUUAAAAUUGAUUAGGUUGAUUUUUCUUCCUGUACGAUUCCAGAAUUCCAUCAGUCCUAAAGUCUCUAAGCCCUUUCUUAUAUAUUCCAUAAAUGGAAGGCACAUCUCAAAUCAAGUUUGUAGUUUUUUUAGCCUAGACAAGGCUGAUUCCAAUUAGAAGUAUAUCUGGAUUGUUUUGUUAUUUGAAGAGAAAUAGUCUUGAAUGGCUGCCUUACCAAGCUGUUUGUAUUUUAAAUGACUGUAUACUUAAAAGACUUGUGAUUAGUUUUCCCUUUCCCUUUUCGGUUAAACCCGACUGCAACCUCCUCCCAGCCACGUAAAAAUAUGACAAGAGGCUUUCACAACAGAGUUGCAUUGCCCUCUCUAGGGAUGUGUUGGCAAAUGUAACGUCGUUCGUCUUGGCCCUGCUUGUUAGGGAAGGGGCUUGAUGUAAAGACUGAUCUGAAUUCUCCCAAACUUCAGUGGGAUUAGAAAACCAGAUGCAGCCUUCU
This is a messenger RNA of Struthio camelus australis, 3437 nucleotides long. NCBI's taxonomy places the organism in Eukaryota, Metazoa, Chordata, Aves, Struthioniformes, Struthionidae. The record is from RefSeq and is a predicted model, not a curated record.